Molecule: messenger RNA, 1940 nt
Organism: Medicago truncatula (barrel medic)
Lineage: Eukaryota; Viridiplantae; Streptophyta; Magnoliopsida; Fabales; Fabaceae
Product: kinetochore-associated protein KNL-2 homolog
Exons: 9
Coding region: 102-1541 (479 amino acids)
Source: RefSeq, a predicted model, not a curated record
CUUUUCAACUCCACCACCUACAUACAUAAGUCAAAAAAGUCAGGAGAAAACUACGCAAACUUGCGUUUUUGAAGAAAGUGCAACAUCACUCUCAAAUCUCAAUGGUUGAUUCCACUCCUCCAACUUCAACUAUUUCUUCUAAUGGCACCGCCACUUCUUCUUGUUUCCGACGAACGGUUACUUUAUACGAUUGGUGGCUCGUUAAAUCAUCCCAAGGAAACAACCACCGUUUAGCCAUCUCUGGCAUCUCAUCCAGAAAGGAAGAAGCAGUUCAGUUUUUUGUUUCCGCUCCUAUUAUCAAAAGAUAUGAUGUGUUUUCCCUUGAGACUGCCGAUGGUAUAUAUGUUAUCACUAGGGGUUUCAUGAACGAGCAGCGCACGCUGGAAAAUGGUUUUACUCCUCAGAUUUCAAAGAUUUUUUUAUAUGGUUUUCCUCCAAACUGGGAAAGCUAUGCUCUAGAAUGCAUCGGAGAAGGAUCUGAAGCUGAUAUUGAUUCGGCCAAUGCUAUUCCGGAUAAUGUAUCUGCAAUUUGUCAAGAAAUCUUGUCUGAUGGUGAGGAAAAUUUCAGUCCUACUUCGUUGGUGUUGCCUGACGAGGCCCUGGGAAAAUGCAAGAAACCAUUCGCUACAAAAGAAUGCAAAGCCUCAAAGGAGAUGAGUGGGAUUGAUGUUACUUAUGGUAGUGGCGAAAAUAGACAUAGUACCAGGUUACGUAAUAUUAAUGUUUUUCAGCGGAAGCAGCAACCUGCAUAUAGAGGUCCUCGCAAGCAUCCAAAUAAAAAACAGAUCUCUACCUCAACAGAAGUGGAAACUUGUGAUUCAGACACUGCUAUUUCUGAAAAUGUAUCAGCAAAUCUUCCAGAAAUACCAUCAGAUGCUGUGGAGAAGUCUUUUCCUACUUCUUUGGUAUCACCGGAUAAGACCAUAGGAGAUUGCAAUAAGGCAUUCCUCGAAGAUGAACGGGACAUGUCAAUUAAGAAGUGUGAGGUCAAUGUUGUUCAUGGUAGUGGCAGGAAUAGAUGUAGUGCCCGGUUGCAUAAUGUUAAACUCUGCCAGAAGAAACGGCCUGUUACUGGAGAUCCUGCAACACAUCCAGAUAAAGACCAGAUCUCUGCCUCACCAGCCUUGGAAAAGAGUGACGGAGGACUGGAAAGUCUUAUGACACCCAUUCAGUCACAAAAGGGAAUAGUAAACACAUUGUCUGGGCAGGUUACUGAUAAAUUCAGAUCCAGAAUUCCCAAAACUUUUUCAUCAAAGACUGAAGGUUGUUAUAAGAGAAAAAGGGUGACAUUUGAAACAGAAGCGGUUGGACCUAAGAGAAAAAAUAUUAAACCCGCAUCUUCUGUAAAAUCUUCACAAGGAAGGGAUAUAAGUCACUCGAACAAGGGGAGUACACAAAGAUUAUCCACAGUUUCUCCAGAGUCAUUGGGUCUCAAAAAAUCCAGAUCUGGAAGGUGGCUUCUACCUCGCUUAGAGUUUUGGCGCAAUCAAACACCUAUUUAUAAUAUGGACCGUGAGAUUAUAGAAAUUCAGGAAGGCUAGUCCUUUAUAUCACCUUUUAGAGGCUAUUCACCAUCAUUGGGUUGGUCUGUUAAAAAUGAGCGGAAGAAAAGAGUUUGUACUGAGAGCAAAUGCAGAAGUUAUAAAUAGUGAAGACUGAAGUAUGAAGUGUGCAAGGGAAGGAAUUAAUUAGGGUAGAUUACAACAGAACAGAUAAAUGGUAUAUAAUUAACAUGGCAGAGAUUUGGGCAUAAUGGAGAUGUGAGUAGGUAGCUAGGUGUAUGUAAGAAAAAUGGAGUAGAGCCAUUGCAGAUCCUUGUUGUUCGGUCUCUUUUUCCCUUUCUAUCUUGUGUUUUGUUCUUGACUCUAGAGGAUUCUCUUCCACUGUAUGGAGCUGAGCUCCCUUGGUUAGAUAAAUAACACUCUUUGAUUUUUAGUUUA